AAUGUUACGACCGGAAGUUGGGCUAUCAUUUACACAUUUCAGCAUUUAUUGUGAAAGACGUUACGGAAGUUCGUUUGACUCGCGCUUGCUAGCUUGACCCGGCUGUGGCUUCAGUUUAGCAAUGCAGCCACACGAUACACAUAAAAAGUAACUGAUGUGAGCACAGCGGGGGAUCGACAUUGACAAACAUGUUGUCCGUUGUGUUUACAACCGUAAAACUCAGAAACGUUUUCUUUGUAGACGGACACGUUGCGCCUGCGCCGUGAUCCUCCGUUUUCCCCAGCUUGAGGUAUGUUGUUGCUUCGCUUGAAAACCAGCAGCUGCUGCACAGAGCAGAGGCGCAGGCAAAGUGCAACAUCAGAGCGAUUCACACGGACAAGACAAGACGACAGUCCGGGGCCGUGGAUCAUAGAGGAGCUCACAUCUGUUAAUAUGGAGUCAUUUGUGCCUGUGGUGUAAACCUGAGGAGUGGUUUCAUGUGGAAGACGCUCCCUGCCGUGUAUUUUGGAUGAUCUCCCACAGCCAGGUCCACGUAUUGAGAUGAUCUAUUUUUGUGAUGGCGAAGGGUCUGUUUCCACGGGCCUGGGUGAAAAAGUCUUUCUACUUCCAGGCUCGGAUCUCCUUUGUGCGGGUGAAGUACCUGUUUCUCACAUGGCUGACUGUGCUGGUGGGGAGCUGGGUGCUCUAUGUGCAAUACUCCGCCUACACAGAGCUGUGCAGAGGACACGAGUGCAAGAACGCCAUUUGUGAUAAAUACAGGAAGGGAAUCAUCGAUGGCUCUGCCUGCAGCAGUCUGUGUGACAAAGAAACACUCUACAUGAGCAGGUGUCUGUCAACACUGCCAAAUAACCAGGUGUACACAGGAAGCUGGGGAGACCACGAUGGGAUCAUUCGCUGUAAGUUGGGGGAGGUCGUGCACUACGAGCUGGGCGAGGAGCCAGAGCCACGGAGAGAAGCCCCCGUGUUCGACAAGCCCACCAGAGGCACGUCGGUGGAGAAGUUCAGAGAGAUGGUCUUUAAUCACCUCAAGUCCAAGCUUGGAGAGCAGGCUAACCUCGCCAGCCUUGUCAGCCAGAUCCUCUCUGUCGCCGAUGGCAACAAAGAUGGACGGGUGUCACUGCCAGAAGCCCGCUCUACAUGGGCCCUCCUGCAGAUGGAUGAGGUGCUGCUGGGCUUGCUGCUCCAAGACCGUGGACACACUCCUCGCCUCCUUGGCUACUGCGGGGACAUGUACAUGACAGAGCGGGUCCCCUACGGGCCUCUGUAUGGUCUGUCUCUACCCUGGCCGCUGGUAUCCUGGGUGCCCAGCGGCGUGCAGCGCACUAUGGACCAAUGGUUCACGCCCUCAUGGCCUCGCAAAGCCAAGAUCUCCAUGGGCCUCCUGGAGCUGGUGGAGGACAUCUUCCAUGGCACCUACGGCAGCUUUCUGAUCUGCGACCUCGCCGCGGCGCACUUCGGCUACACCGACCGCCAUGAGCUCCGCCUGACUAACACCCGAGCGGUGGUUCCUGAGGACGAGUUCAAACGUGCCAUGCGGGUGCUGAAGUGUGAGACGGAUGCUGACUGUGUGUACGGGGUGGACUGCCAGACGUCAUGUGACGUGUCAGAGAAACGGUGCAGGGAGGAGCCAGCUCAGCCAAACUUGGCAAAGGCUUGCAGUGCACUGAAGGAUUACCUCCUGCGUGGGGCGCCGACAGCACUGAGAGAGGAGCUCGAGAGGCAGCUGUACGCCUGCAUGGCUCUCAAGGGCAACGCUGGACAGAUGAACAUGGAGCACUCACUUAUUCUCAACAACCUGAAAGCUCUGCUGUGGAGACAGAUCUCACACACCAAGGACUCAUGACGAGGACAGGAAGUCCUUCUGGAAUUUUGCCAGUCAGUUCCUCACACGGAGCUGAGUAUUACAGAUGCUGUGAUUUAGGAAUAGCAAAUUUAAUGAAGUAGUUAUUAUCAACUCUUAACACUUAUGGUGAAUAAUGAAUGGUGAGACCAGUGGAGACUCUACCUCCUCUAUCCCUGUCUCAGACGUUUGGAGCCUGGAAAACACGUCUGAGUACUUUGAAUUAUAAGACUUAAAUAAACUGAAUGAUUGCAUGUUGCCAUCAGUCACACUUAAAACACUUCAUGCAGCCACAUUGUGUUGUAUUGUUCACCACAGUGGAAUGUUUCAGGGGCACUGCUGGAAAAACAACUCGUAAACAGAUUUUACUGUUGUUCGUCUCGAGAGCUGAGAGAACAAAUUGCUGUUUUUGCCACAAAAUCAUGAAGAUAUUUACAUGUUUGGGAAAAUCAGUGAGUGUUAAAGUGUAAUGAAGCUACACAAUUUUAAGAUAGGCUCCUUAAUUUUGUUAUGUUGAGGUUGCUAUUGAGCACCGUGACACAGUCAGUGAGUGUACGCUUGAAGGAUAAGACUGAUGAUAUUCUAGAUUUUUAUUUCUAGCAAAUCCCAUGAAAAGACCAAAACCAACAGUGCAUAAGUUCAUCUUAGUACCGCCUGAUUUUGACUACACUGCCUCUGGCACAUAGCCCCAAGACCAUUAGUGCCUACUGAAGGUAUUAAUUUUUAAAAACAGGUUACAGAUUUAUACCUUAUUUUUUUCUAAAUGAAAUGAUUUCCAAACAGUAAUAAACAGCACAGCUGCAGGUUAAGACACCUUUGGUGCACUAAUGAGUAUUUACUAGAGCUGGGUAUUGUUUAACAAGCAUAAAUUCGCAAUAGCUGCAACCACAUAUGUCCGUGCGUUCACACGCACAACCUGACAAACAGUUGUCACUAGUCCAAUGAUGCCUCACUACGACAGUAAGUUAAUCAGUUAUGAAAGGGAAUGUGGCCAAAUGGUGUGUGUGCUUUUGUCUUUCUAUAAAGGUUGGUCAUGUUUCAUGAGUCUGUUUUGGAGUCGUAAGCCUUUUUGGUAUAGGACCCCUUCACUCUACUGGAAUGAGAAGCUGAUCAGCUGUCCUUUGGCUCACGAGCAAUCCCGCACACACACAUUUCAGCCUCCUUGGUGGCCUAGGUUGCCAAAGGGUGAGGAAAGGUUUUGUCGACCGACCAUCUGAUUGACUGAUCAACCUAUGGAGCUGGUGGUUGCAGCUAAAACUUACAAUACCAGUAACAAUCCUAGCACCCUUAAAGCACUGGUUCCCAACUGGUGGGUUGCAGGUCCAUUCUGAAUGGACCGCAAGUGAUUUGCAAAUGUGUCACGUUCGUUGAAAAAACACUCUUUAUUUUAGAGUACAGUGAAUUCCCGGCACAGAGCUUUUAUUUUGAACUGCUGUUUCCUGCUGUAGAGUGAGUGACUAAGAGGCAGCUACUUGACAGCAAACGAGCUCAACGACAUGACCAAACGCAAGUAUGACGCUGAAUGUAUUAAACUGUGGGGACCUUGAACUAAUGACAAAGGAGAAAUCUGGACCCCAUGGGUGGACCAGUUGGGAACCACUGCUUAAAGUGAUAUCGAUACCAACACCACUUCAUGCGAUACCCGUUGUGUGAAUGGAAGCAAUCAGUUGCGUAAAAUGCCACCAGAUGCCAAAAACGUGUUAUAGUCAUACUUUAGAACGUUGUGGCCCCUCAGCAUGCUGAACUGCCAACUCUAUUGAAUACUUGACCACAGCAUAGACUAUAUGAGUUGUAGUUACUGUGGUAGUGGGCCAAUCACAUGUUGCAUUAAAUCAAAGAGCACUUGUGGUGAUUGGCUGCAAGCAAUACAACACAGUCUUUUAUUUUUAGAUCUGGGUACAGAAAUGAUCGGAAUCAGGUAUCGUUUGACAGGACAAGUUUAGAUACUACUUGGUAUUGGAUUAUUUUGGUCAAUACCUAAAAGGGACAGUUCACCCCACUAUCAAAAAUACAUAAUUUUCCUCUUGUAGUGCUGUUCAUCAAGCUACAUUGUUUUGGCGUAAGACAAAAAUCUUUAGAAAAGGGAAGUAAUUAUAGAUAAAAUAUUGAGUGGACCUUUGAGACUUUCAAGAGGAUAGCAAGUGAACUGGACGUUCAAAAUGUGUCAGAGUUCAUCAAAUAUGAAGAAUACAGUUUCCAGUAAUGACAGACUGAUGAAUAAACAUUUACUGGAGUCUCACUGAAGUCAUUUCAUUUACAGAACUUUCUUAUUCCCAGAAAACUUUCAGGAAAUUGAGAAAUCAUUACGAAAUCACGGAUCGGUAAAACAAAGCAUUACCCAGAAUUUUUCUUUUAUUUUACAUUUACUGUGUCCUUUAUUGUUGGAGAUAUCAGCCGUAGAGAUGUCUGCCUUCUCUCUGAUAUAAUGGGACUAGAUGGCGCU
Messenger RNA from Epinephelus lanceolatus (giant grouper), 4283 nucleotides. RefSeq names its product divergent protein kinase domain 1Aa (gene dipk1aa). NCBI's taxonomy places the organism in Eukaryota, Metazoa, Chordata, Actinopteri, Perciformes, Serranidae. The record is from RefSeq and is a predicted model, not a curated record.